This is a messenger RNA of Corapipo altera (White-ruffed manakin), 1386 nucleotides long. RefSeq names its product zinc finger CCCH-type containing 10 (gene ZC3H10). NCBI's taxonomy places the organism in Eukaryota, Metazoa, Chordata, Aves, Passeriformes, Pipridae. The record is from RefSeq and is a predicted model, not a curated record. Gene Ontology annotation, molecular function: metal ion binding.
GCCGCCGGCACCGGCCGCGCGUUCCUGGCGCCGGAGGCACCGCGGAGAGGCCGCGAGCGCACCCGGAGCUGCACCGAAGAUGCCGGACCGGGACGGCUACACCAACGGGAGCGGCGGCGGCGGCGGCGGGGACGAGGUGGGUGCCAACGCCGACGACAUCUGCCGGGACUUCCUGCGGAACGUCUGCAAGCGCGGGAAGCGCUGCCGCUUCCGCCACCCCGACAUCAGCGAGGUCACCAACCUGGGCGUGAGGAAGAACGAGUUCAUCUUCUGCCACGACUUCCAGAACAAGGAGUGCGUGCGCCUCAACUGCCGCUUCAUCCACGGCACCAAGGAGGACGAGGACUGCUACAAGAAGACGGGGGAGCUGCCCCCGCGCCUGCGCCAGAAGGUGGCUGCGGGGCUGGGGCUGUCGCCCGCCGACCUGCCCAACAGCAAGGAGGAGGUGCCCAUCUGCAGGGACUUCCUGAAGGGCGACUGCCAGCGCGGGGCCAAGUGCAAGUUCCAGCACCUGCAGCGGGACUACGAGUACGAGGCGCGGGGGCGGGAGCAGGGGCUGGGCCCCGCCGGGCGCCGCUUCGAGCCCUUCGACGGGCUCCUCUACGACCCCGACCGCUACGACGAGCACGAGCCGGUGCUGAAGCGGCGGCGGGUGGAGGGGCUGUACGAGACCUACGAGUACAGCUUCGGCAGCCCCCGGGCCGUGGAGUACCGGCUGCUGGAGGAGGAGAACGUCCUGCUGCGCAAGCGCGUGGAGGACCUCAAGAAGCAGGUGAACAACCUGCUGGCCACCAACGAGGUGCUGCUGGAGCAGAACGCGCAGUUCCGCAACCAGGCCAAGGUGAUGACGCUGAGCUCCACGGCCACGGCCACCGAGCAGACUCUGGCGCCCACCGUGGGCACCGUCACCAACUAUAACCACAGCAUCGCGCAGACGCACACCACGCUCAGCAGCCAGGCCCUGCAGCCCCGGCCCGUCACCCAGCAGGAUUUGGUGGCCCCCGCCGGCGCCCAGGCCGCCCCCCCCGCCAACGCCGCGCCCCCCAUGAACCCCGAGAUCGCGCCGCUGUCGGCGGCCCUGGCGCAGACCAUCGCCCAGGGCAUGCCCCCCCCCGUGUCCAUGGCGCCCGUGGCCGUGUCGGUGGCGCCCGUGGCCGUGUCCAUGGCGCAGCCCCUCGGGGGCAUCACCAUGAGCCACGCCACCACCCCCAUGGUGACCUACCCCAUCGCCUCGCAGAGCAUGAGGAUAACGGCCAUGCCCCACUGACCCCCCGCCCCGUGGAACUGAGCCCGGGGGGCAGCAGGAGGACGGACACACGGACCCUGCGCAGCCUGUGGACGCUGGUGGCUCCCACGGGGGUGUGGGUGCGGGACCCCCCCCUUGGU